AGCUAGUCAGAGUCAAGGAGGGCUGAGACCUAACUUUUGAGUUAUUAUUAAUUAGUGGGACUUACUUCUGAGUUAUUAGCAUUAUUAAUUACAUUGUUGUUAUUAUUACCCUCGCAAAGGCAAGCCCCGUUUGGCACCCUGAAGGACUUUUCCCUCAGGCAACAUUUUUGUUACUUCUUCUUCUUCCUCUUCUUCUUCUUCUUCUUAUUAUUAUCAUCAUCAUCAUCAUCAUCAUCAUCAUCAUUAGCUUCCCUGAGAGGAAAAGGCAGGCAGUGAGGACACCGGAUGAGGCUUACUUCCCAGUAAGCAUGACUCUCAAUUGUUGGCAAUCAAUACCCCUUUUGAUUAAAAAAAACAAAGAGGUGCCAGUUCUUUUAUCUUUAUAUAAUAAAUGUUGUGGGCGCCAUCACAAAAUGGCUGCUGUCUCUCUCUCUCACACACACACAAACACAUCUAGAGACGACAAGUGUUUCAAGCGAUAUUAAUCCAUCUAUUGCACAAGGUUUAAUGCAUCGGUUAUAUCUGCAUGCAUUUACAUAAGGUCCAGAGGGCAGAGGGAGUAUUUUCCCCCAUCCCUAGAUUGUAAGUUCCUUGAGGCAGAGACUUGCCCUGUCUUUGUAAAGUGCCAGCGGAUGGCACAAUAAGAAUGAAUGUUAACAGCAGGCGCCAUCUCAGAAGAAAUAUUCCCUCCUGGGCGAGGGUGGAGGAGGAAUGCUUUUUUUCUAACAGGGUGCCUGCCACCCAUGGAUUUCUCAGCACUGUAAUUAAAAACUAAUCACCAUUUUGUGAAGCCUGUUGCUCAAUUCAUUAGGGGCAUCUCUUUAAUCAACUGAAACUGCAAUCCUAGGCACACUUCAUUGGGCACACGCAAAUUAUAUCCCCACGAACACUUGCGCAAAUUAAUCUAUUCAAACAAUUAAUCCACUCGUGUUUCUUCGGUCAAAAGGACAGCCCUGCCUCUUUCCCCCCAUUCGAGUCCCCCAAUUCUUUUUGCAUCGUAUUUCUAGCAGCUGUUUUAUUUGGGGGAGUUUUGGGUGAACUCAGUGCUUCUGUGCUCACAGAAAUGAGGCUGCCACAGGUAUGCACCAAGCAUUUGAAGCACACACCUUCCCACAAAGAAUCAUGGGAACUGUAGUUCCCAGCACCCUUAACAAACUUUGAGUAUCAUUUCAGGGGGAAAAACAGAAAUGGGGAAUGGGGAGAGAGGGUAGGAUGCCCAUCUUGGGGAAAACAGCUGGCUGGGACCCUGGCCAGGAGCAGUCCUCCUGCUAAAAGAUGAUGCGCUGCAACGUUUUGUUGCAGCCCCCCUCUUGCACCCUGCUCUACUGUCAGCUUUGGACUGAGUUGCUAUAACAGGUCUAUCAAUGUACAAAACAAUAACUGGCCAGGGAUACAUUUGUUUUGAGAGAGAAGUUAUAAACUGGUGUUUCAAUCUCAGUUAUCAGGGUGUUGUUGUUGCUGCAAACUGUAUUGAUGAAACAGAGGUGCCAACCAUUAUGCAUCCUAUUGUUUACAAGGGUUCUGUUGUAUCUGAGGUCAUUUUAAAAAGAAAUCUAUAUUGUGAUAGGGACUUGAUAGCGGAGUAUUCUGCAUUCGUUAGGAACAAAACCUUUUAAUCUUUAGCAGACGUUCCUCAUCUAGUCAUUUUGUUAAGGGGGUCCCCAUCUGCACUUCAUUUGAUAAGGCUUUCUGACUGUUCCCCAUGCAGGGAUUUGGAUCAGGGCCGGCGGUGAGAGUGGCAUGCCCAGACUCCUGACAAGGCACUCACUUCAAUAGGGGGCUCUCUCUGCAAAGCAAAACUUUGACUUCUGCAUGCUCGACCACUUAUGCUUUCCUGUCACACUUCUUUCUUAUGGUUAACAGACACUAGCCAGGCAUUCUUGCAGGCGGCCCCCACCCUGGGUGGGUGAUGGGCGAUUGGAUGCCCCCUCAGCCAAGAAUGCAACUUGGACAGUGGAAGCGAGCCGUUGAAAUCUCUGGGGAUCAAGGGAGGCUCAGUGGCAGAGAAUGCAUCGUGCUGACCGCAGCUCAAAGUUUGCCCGGUGCCUAUUGGGACGCUGGCCCUAUAUAAACAAACAGGGACGGUCCAGGCAGCAGGGCGGCCCAUGGAGGAACUGUCACCAUUCAGCGAGCGAGAACUCAGCCACGCAGCCAAGAUGGCACAGAUAAACCCUCAACCGGCCCAGGUGGGCACGUGGAAGAUCACUGCCUACGAUCAGGAGAACUUCCAGGGCAAACGGAUGGAGUUCGCCACCUCCUGCCCCAACAUCGUGGAGUGCAGCUUCGACAACGUGCGCUCGCUCAAGGUGGAAAGUGGCGCCUGGUUUGGCUAUGAGCACACCAACUUCUGCGGGCAGCAGUUUGUCCUGGAGCGCGGAGAGUAUCCCCGCUGGGAGGCCUGGAGCGGCAGCAACGCCUACCAUGUGGAGCGGCUGAUGUCCUUCCGCCCCAUCUCCUCCGCAAGCCACAAGGAGUCCAAGAUCACCCUUUACGAAAAGGAGAACUUCAUGGGGCAGCCGUGGGAGGUCCAUGACGACUACCCUUCCCUGCAGGCCAUGGGCUGGAGCAACAGCGAAGUGGGCUCCAUGAAGAUCCACUGUGGCGCGUGGGUUUGCUACCAGUACCCCGGCUACCGCGGCUACCAGUACAUCCUCGAGUCCGACCACCAUGGCGGAGACUACAAGCACUGGCGGGAGUGGGGCUCUCAUGCCCAGACCUUCCAGAUCCAGUCAGUCCGGCGCAUCCAGCAGUAGGCCUGAAGGCAAGUGCGCACGCACACAUGCACACCCUGGAACAGAGCGUCAGGGCUGCAAGUUGCCAGCACAGAAGGGAGGACUUCGUUUUUCACCCCACCUCCCCCCAGUUCCCCACACAGGUGCUUAAACCUCUCUCUCUUUUUUGCUCUUGGUCCUCUUGGGCUGGGGGAAUCCUUCUCUCCAGCAUCUUCCUUGCUGCCACAAAGAGGAAGGAAACACCUGUGAAGGAAAUGUGUGUGUGUGAAGCAGGAAGCACUUUGUACAUGCUCUGGUGUCAAUGUGUUUGCGCAAGAUGCACAGGGCGCUGUAGGCAGGCAGAAAGACGGCAGCCUAAUGUUCCCUGCAUGCUUAAAAAUAAAGCCAGGCUUGUGCUCAAA
Molecule: messenger RNA, 3133 nt
Organism: Podarcis raffonei (Aeolian wall lizard)
Lineage: Eukaryota; Metazoa; Chordata; Lepidosauria; Squamata; Lacertidae
Gene: CRYBA1
Product: crystallin beta A1
Exons: 7
Coding region: 2106-2753 (215 amino acids)
Biological process (GO): lens development in camera-type eye; visual perception
Molecular function (GO): structural constituent of eye lens
Source: RefSeq, a predicted model, not a curated record